Messenger RNA from Fusarium proliferatum ET1, 369 nucleotides. RefSeq lists its product as uncharacterized. The coding region runs from base 1 to 369 and encodes 122 amino acids. NCBI's taxonomy places the organism in Eukaryota, Fungi, Ascomycota, Sordariomycetes, Hypocreales, Nectriaceae. The transcript is spliced from 2 exons. The record is from RefSeq and is a predicted model, not a curated record.
AUGUCACCAUCAAAGACCCGCGCUCCGCGAGUUGAAACCGACGUCUUACUGGCCAUCAAGCCCGAACAUUUGGCAAACAUUAUCAGCCGAGAAAAGAACCAUGAGUAUCGCAAUUAUCGUCUAAAAGACGGUGUCCUGCGCCUCUGGCUUUACGAAACUGGCAGUGGAGGCGGUCGCUCAUCAAGCACACACAUAGCUGUGAUCCGGCCAAGUACCCGCCAUGAGCCAGGUUCUGUGCCGAUCGAGCCUUUUGGUAUUGACAAUGAAGACUUUAACGCUGGACGAAAGGAGUCCAAGUACGGAUAUCCGAUACUGGAGCUUUAUGAACUCAUGAACCCAGUUACUCUCAACGAAAUGAAGACUAGAUAG